ACUGAGCUGUCUGUAUGAAGAGGAACCUCCGAGCGUGUGUGUGUGUUAUUGAGAGAAAGCAUAGUGCAGAGGGAGAGCGUAUUUAGCAUGAGGUAAAAGAAGAGCAGGAGGAAGCAGCGUUGGGAGAGACGGCGCAUGUUGCCUGAUUGAGAAAGACAGAGGGUAGAGGACAGAAGGAGAGAAAGAAAAGGAAGCAAACAUUCUGAGUGCUUGAGGGAACAUAGAGAAGAGAGAGAAGGAGAGGAGAGGCAGUUUGGUCUCAGUCAAGUAGACAGUCAGGGAGCGGUGUAGAGCCGGCAGUGCUGCAUUGUGGAUGUAAACUUUAUCAUCUGCCGGAUCAGUGGGUAGCAGCUGCAAGGCAGGAGGGAAGUGUGCUGGUGGAUUACCAUGUGCGUCCUCUGAAUGCAUCAGGAUGCUACAUCUCCACCAGGGGAAAAGCUGGCCGUGGCUCGCCUGCAGAGGGAAGUUGCACGGAGCAAGAGCGAAGGAACAAUGCGAGAAAAGCUGAUCCACGAGCUAGAGGAAGAGCGACGCCUGAGACUGGAGAGUGAGAAGCGUCUCCGGGAAGUGACUGAGGAGUCUGAGCUGGGACGGGCGCAGAUGGUUUCACUGCAGCAGCAAUUCUCCAGGAUGGAAGAGACGGUGCGGUCACUGCUGCAGAAUCAAGGCAUCCUGGAGCAGACUGCUGUGGGCACAGUGGACAUCAUGAAGGCCUACAAGGAUAAAUUCUCAGAGGAAGUGCAAAAACAGCAUGAUGGCUCCACAGAGAAUGGCUCCCCACCGGCCACUCAAGCGGACUCCGGGCUGCUGGUGAGCGCCGAUCCUGAUGCCAGCCAGGCAGAAGAGAACAAAGACAAAACCAAACUCCUACUAGAGCGCCUCAAGGCUCUUGAGGAGGAGAAUUCUGCCUUGGCCACGGAGAAUGAGAGCCAGAGGGAGCAGUAUGAACGCUGUCUAGAUGAGGUUGCCAAUCAAGUUGUGCAGGCACUUCUCACCCAGAAGGAUCUGAGAGAAGAAUGUCUGAAGCUGCGAACCAGAGUUUUUGACCUCGAGCAGCAGAAUCGGGCGCUGAGUAUUUUGUUCCAGCAGAAGAUCAAGCCCGCCUCGGAUCUGCUUCUCCAGAAACUUCACUCUCGGAUCAUGGAUCUGUCUGCAGCAGAUUUGCUUCUGGAGCCAGAGAGAAGCAAGGCCUUCUUGCUUUCCAGGAAUACAGACAAUCCUUCUAAUGAGGUUCAGUUGAAUCGAAAGGCAGGUUUCCCUAUGGUGAAGUGUUUGAGCCAGCUAAGUCUGACAGUGCCAGUGCCUGUGUACCCACACAGCAGCUGUAGCAGCAGCGAGUUGUCCUUGUCAAGUGCGUGCAGUGAAUUCUCCAGUGGCUCAUACACGUGGAAUGAUGGACGCUCCUGUGGGAAAAUGUCAUCUCUGACCUGGGAGAAGAGGCUGAGUUUGGGUUCAUCAGCACCUAGUAACAUCUGUGCCCCUGUGGAGGAGCAGCUGCCCACAAGGCACAAAGAGAGCCACAUACUAGAGGGACUGAAAAAGCUCCAGAGCAGGAAGCACAGAAGCUCCUCUUCUUCAUCCAAGGUCUCCAAGUCAGGCUACAAAGACUGCAUGAACUCCAAUGAGGGUAUCUACUCCCUGGGUAUCAAAAGUAGCAGUAAAGGGGUGUCCAAGCCUACCCAUGUGGGUAGAACUUCAGCUGCUGGGGGCAAGAAGUUCUCUUAUGAUUCUGAUGAUGCAGAUGAUGAACUGGUACAUUCGGGUCAUGGAGUUAACAUCCCUACUAAGGACAGCUGGCUGUACUGUAAAAGGCGCUUCCAUAGCAUCUCAGACAGUUUGUGUAGCUGGGAUGGAAUACAGGACAGUGGAGGUGGAGGUAAUGGGAACUCAGGUGCUGUGGCUACAAAACACCCUUCUGGCUAUGACUCAAAAGAGCGUCCAGAGAAACUCAUGAGUUUCAUCAACAGUUUUCUCCCUGAGGGAGGGCAGGCAUCAGCUUUUACUAAGCCAUCCAGGCUGCACUUCAGUCCCUCUGAGCCAGAGGGUUCCAAUCACCUCUCUGAUGUGGAUGAUCCAGGGGAACUCAAGUCUGAGUCCACUGAGAUCCAUAUGUCCUUUAGCCUGCUACCGCUGCAAGCAGAGAGGGACUCCAAGAGGCUGUCAUGGGAUGCCUCCAAGCUGCUUGCACAACAGUGCUUGCAAAGAGACCAGGGACAAACCCAGUCUGCAGAUGAAAGGCCCAGGCCUAUAAGUGUAAUUAAGGAGCCCAAAGAGGUCAAAUGUACUCACUCUGAGGAGAGCAAAUUGGUGAUAUUUGAUGUAGGAGAGUCUAUUGGACUUUGUUCACAGAAACUUGCAGCAAGUCCCGUGGCUCACAAUGACAUUCAAGCUAGCAAAGUAGUUGCUGAUUACACAGAGCUAGUGCCCCAAGAUAAGCCAACAAGGCAAAAGUCAGCAAAUGUAAGAAACUAUGCUGUUCUAGAGUCUCCAGAGAAGCCAUCUGAUUAUCAGACUGGGACUAGCAAAGCAAGCAGUAGCAGGGAGGGAAGUGCAGAGAGGCUGUCAAUGCAGUUGACUCCACAAAGGACAUUAAUCAAGCCACCAAACAGCCAAGUUAAUAAAGGCCAUUCUAUCCCUCCCAUGAAUGAUUCUGCUGGUCCCAAGUCAAGUGGUUCAAUGAUCCCUGGCCAUAAUAAACCGUCAGGCUCCCCACUGAGAUUGUCUAAGGGUUCCACCACUCAACCAAAUAACAGUGGAAACUCAGGACCCUCUGGUCAGGAAAAAUCUCCCUCCUCUCCUACAGUUAAAAUGUCCAAGUUCAUCAAAACACCAGGAAACUGCUCACAGAGUCCAAAGGUGGUAAACCCCAAGCUCCCUGGCAAGGCUGACUGGAGUAAGGGCUCCUCUUCCAGUUCCAUACACCUCUCACGGAGACACCUGGAGUAUGCUGACAAUGGCGAACAGCCAAGCAGAGACACACUUUGUGAAACCAGCAAAAAUAAACUCAGGUCCCCUUCUCCUCCCCCUCCCCCAGGCCGCUCCACCUCCUUACUUAUCAGACCAAAUUAUGAAGGGUCACCUCUUGCACAUAAAACAGGGGUAGCUCAACCAUCAACACCAACCACUGUGAGGGGCCCUCCCCCAAGUUACUACACCUCACUUGCACCAAAUAUGCAAACUACACUACCCAUCAAGGAUAAAGACUGUUUAGACUUGGAUGCAGGUUAUGGGACUGCACUUGCACCUCAGAAACUGGUUGAUAAAACCAGUCAGCACCUUCAGGAGUCCCCUGCCCUGACUCAGACAUCUACUAAAGGCACUACCAAGCGGAUGACCACAAAAGACUACCUCCCUUCUGCCAACUCAGGGUGUGCUCCAGAAUCUGAAAAUGCACCUAAAAACUCAAAGAAUGUCCCUCCUCCUUACAGUGAUCUCAGAGGCUCCGCACUUCAGAAAUCAUUUGCACAUAAGAAAGAAUCUAGCCAGGAAAAAGUUCAUCAGACAGUGCAAGAGAGCACUAUUAGUUUACCUGUAUCACUUCAGAAAACCACUCAAGGUAAACCAGAGCCACAAAAUGGUAAGGCUGUAGUCAGCCCACCCAGCUCAGUUAUGAUAUCCCCUAAGGUGGUAGAAAAAGCCUCAAAGACUCGCAUCCCAAUGGGGUUUAAAGCAUUCUUAAAAUCUCCCCCCAGCCAUAAAAAUAGCUCCUCUAUACCAGAUAAGCAAGAGAAAGAUCACAUCAAUUCAGUCUCUAAGGAGACUGUUACCUCAAAUAUAUCUACCCAGUGUGACAGCUUGCAGCCAGUGUACAGUAUUGAUUCAGCACCCAAGAUGCCCAUCACAGAGGGAAAAGUUGAGGCCCAAAGUGGGCUACUGGAAGAGGACGUACAUGCUGCUGUGUUACAAGAGGAUGGGGGUGUUUGUGAUAAAGGGAAAAGAAGUAGUCACCUCUUCUCUAGAUCUAUAUCUGUUACUACCAAACCUCAUCUAAAGCCAGCCUUGGGGAUGAAUGGAGCCAAAGCCCGUAGCCAGAGUUUCAGCACCAACUACAUCGAGAAACCCAACACUAGUGUCAUAGAUGGACCAGGAAAAAUGAGAACACAGAUCAUCACCAACUCAGGUGAAAGGGGGAACUCUCUGUCAAGACAGAGCUCCUUGGAGGUGCCCAGUUUUGGGUCAACUGAGAGCCCUGUUCAUUCUCCAAGGACCAGACUUAGCCACUAUGGAGGCAUGUCAGUAUCAAAUAGUCACAACGUCAUCCCUGAGAGAAUGUCUAAAUCAGGCUCCAAAGGUGAGGGGUCGCCAUGCACAGUGAAGGGGGAGGUAGUCACCUCACCAUCACAAAAAGAGAUGUGUACUUUGCCCAUCAGUGACAGGAUUGGUUCAAACAACAUCCAUAAGCCAGCAAAUGUUGCCUCUCAUCCAGAGUUUCAGCCUCCGUCCCCUUGUGUCUAUAGCUCGGAAAACCCAGUGCGAGAGACAGGAGGCAUAGCAACCACCACCAGUGAGCCAGACUUCAGCAAGGAAAUCAAGUCCCAGACAAACACACCAAACAAACUCCCAAAUAUGGAGGACAAAAAAAUCAGCCCCACAGCCUGCACUAUCGAAGAGAAGGUCAUGAUGGGAAUUGAAGAGAAUGUGCAGAAAUGUCAAGAACAAGAGAAGGUUGCUGCCAAUGAGACCAAACAGAAGACGGGUCCCUCUCUGGCAAACUGGUUUGGCCUCCGCAAGAGCAAACUCCCAGCUCUGAGUGGUAAGAAAGCUGACUCCCCGAAGGGAAAAGAAGAGAAAAAAGAGCUGAAGAUUGGAUCAGUGCUUGGAGGCAAACAGAUGAAGUCUGACAAGAAGAAAGACAAGAAAAAAAAUGAGAACCAACAGAAAGACAGUCAGGAGGCGCAGAAUCUGCCUGAGAUGAACAACAAGCUGAGCUCCAUCAUGGACCAUUGCAACAAUCAGAUGGGUCAGAUUGCCAGUCAGAUCCAGUGUACAACAGCCUUUAUUGGCAAAGACCAGCUUGUCAAAGAGCUUCUUGGCAGGACUGCAGUGAAGGGCUCUGUGGCUGCAUCACCACCUGGGAUCGCCACACCCAAGAAACACAGUGAAAUGAAGGGAGAUGUGGAGAUCUGCCCAGAUACUACUGCUCUUAUAAUGACUCAGAAGAUCAAGCUGAGGGCUGAAAAUGAAGAGGGACACAUUCCUGACACAACUUGUCAAGACCACAUGAUAGGCUCCAGCUGUCAGAUGAGAACCCUGGACAGCGGGAUUGGCACCUUCCCUCUUCCUGAUUCCGUCACCCGGGCUGGCAGUCGCCACAUCCCUAAAUCUGAAUCCAGCCCUGAUGGGAUGACCGCUGGCUCCGCUGAGCUCAACCAGGAGCUUCCCUCUUGUUACCCUGAUCCCUCACAACCCGAUGUGAAAGUGCCUUCUCUCCCAAAAACCCACCUGCAUGCCCCUAUCAGCAUGGGACACUCCCUGUCCGACUCCACUGUGACCUGCAGCAGCAACAGCCAGAACACUCAGAGCCAGCUGCCCAAAUUAGCAACCUCAGAUGCAAUCAGGAUAAAGAGGUUGAGUCUUUGUGCCCCACGCAGCCAAGUCUCCACUGAGGACAAAAAGAGAGAGGCUGAGAGGAAGGUGAAACCCAAAGACCAUGACUUGUCUGGUGAAAGAGUUCUGCUAGUGUGCACGUACUCGGGCAGCAGCAGCGACACUGAGACUGAACCCGAGGGAACCGGAAGCACUUUGGGCUCGCCACAAAGGACCCUGAUUAGCAGAACUAAGAAGAGAGACUCAGUUGACCAGAAUGAGGAGACCCUGAAGAGAAGCAGCUUGGGAAAGCCCUUGUCAAUCAUGGACUAUUACAAGCACGAUAUGUUCUCACUCCUGGAGAAGGACAGCAGGAGGAUUUCCCAAUUCAGUGCGUUACACAGAGAAUCGUCCCUGGAUGGUGAAGCAGGAGACAGACUGAGCAAGGAGCUUGCCAUGGAGAAGACGCCUGUCAGUGUGAACCAGCCGGGCUCUCUUGACUUCUCUUUAGAGUCCCUGAACGAGUUGAAUCACAGCUGCUCCAGCAGCAGUGGCCCCUAUCCGGACACAGGCUCAGGUGGCUGCAGAGGUGAAUGCCACACCAAUGCAGGGAGGAACACAGAGGACUGCUGCAAGGUGGGUGAGCCAUCCCCCUCCAGCUUUUCCAGCAAGCCUGGGGCGGAUCCUGUGGGCUCCCUGAGCGACUCUCUCUACGACAGCUUCUCGUCCUGCACCAGUCAGGGCUCCAAUGACGUGUAGGGGCAAAGAGUCAGAAGGCAGGACGCUCCUCUAACAUCUCAGACUUGUCAUGCUUUUGGCUGUUGCCAGCUUUUUUCUUUCCUUUUUGGAGUUCUCUUCUUCUUCUUAAAAUUCCAUGCAUUGAUUGGAUGUGGAAGGGAGGCCUAGAGAGCGGAUGCUCAAGUAAUCUGGUCUUUAAGAUGACUCCAACUGGGCAAACAUACUGUAGACUAGAACUCUGCCCCAUCGUAAGGAGCUCUGUUCUCUCUACAAACAACAAGAAGCACUUAGUGGAGCUGGAGAUACGAGGAUGAAACCUAAACCCAACCAGGACUAGUAAUAAUUUGACUCUGGAUGUGGUGGACUUGACAGCAAUACACAUAAUUUUCUCAUUAUCUUCUGUCCCCAUGCUGGGGAACGUCUUCUCAUUGCACUGUAACAAAUAUGGUACAGCAUUUGUAAGGAGGGUAACGUGAAAAGCUAUUAAAGCAGUAAUGAGCAGGGCGUCUUCUUAGGGCAACACUGGCUUUCACUUGCAACACAGUUGUUGCUUCAGUUGCAUUCCUGUUGAAUAGGAAACUAAAGCCAAGAUGUCAUUUUAUGUUUUGCUGCUAAAUACAUUGUCCAAGAAAUGCCCAUGUGGAACCACAGUCCACAUCUGGUUCAUCACUGUUCACUUCUUUUGAAACAAUAUUUUUAAAAUAAAUCACAAGGGGAUUCAAAUUUUCUUUAAGUUCUCUUCACUUUAAUUUUAAUGGUAAAUCCUUUUGCCAGUCUUGUGUUUGUAUGUGAUCUUUUGAGCUGUUAAGCAGCCAAUAAUGGCAAACACAACAGAAAAUAAUGUAAAAUGCUCCCUCAGAUGGCAUGACAAUUACCACCAUUCAGCUAACAAAGCUCAUUUUUAAGAGCAGAUAAUCUGAAGAUGUCAGCUGAAGCAAAGCGUGUUGUGUUUCAGUGAAGCACAGCUAAUAAGAUGGCGUGUCAGUGUCAGACAGAUACGCAGGUUAGAGAGAACAACCAGCCCAGUGUCAUUGUUGGCAGCUCAGGGAACACACUGGGCUCAUUUAGACUGUAAGAAUUAAAAUGCAGUCAUGCAGCAAUAGGUUGACAGAUAACUUUCAAUAAUCAUUUGCUUUCUUUCAGUUCCUGUGACUCCACACUCCAGUUAGUCGUCUCAUGGUGGCCUAGCAUAGCUAAACUUUCCAAACCUCAGUUUUCCUUUCAUAGAUGUACAUUAUGUUGUAUAUAAAAAUGCUAUAAGUUAAAAUCGUAAUGGGCAUUGAUGGCUGAUAUAUGCAAAUGAGAAAACUAAACAAAAACAUGUAAAUUAAUUGCCAAUCAUUCAACCAAGGUUUUAAGUCUACUGUAUGAACAUUGCUUGUAUCUUUUUUUAUUGAAAUCUUUAGGGGUUCUUGUUUUGUUUUUUUAUUUUGAUCAAUAAGUGCUAACACUAAAAUAUUUUAUCACUUUAUUUUGAAGACAUAUUUGAACUUUAGGGUAGAGUUAUGCCAAAAUUUUAUCUGGAAUUUGACCAGCUGGUGCUAAUGAACAGAGCUGACUGUGUUUCAAUUUUUCUAUAAAACUGUUAAUAUUGUAUGAAGAGAGUCUAAAGAGGACUUGUGUAUUUUUCUAGAUGUCCAGUAUUUAUACCCACCUUUUGUACUGUCAGACUGUUGUGUGAUUGUCAUGCAUCACCUCUCUCCUUAAAUGUUCCUGGCUCCUUUGUAAAGAGAAACGGUUGCCAACAGUGUUACUUUGGUAAUUGUCAUUAUUGUUAUUGUUGUUGUUAUUAUUACUGUGUGCAAUUUUGUCUGUUACACUAGACUUUAAUGCUAUAUUUUAUGUAACUAUUUCCUAAUUAAA
Molecule: messenger RNA, 8127 nt
Organism: Monopterus albus (swamp eel)
Lineage: Eukaryota; Metazoa; Chordata; Actinopteri; Synbranchiformes; Synbranchidae
Product: nck-associated protein 5-like
Exons: 18
Coding region: 403-6285 (1960 amino acids)
Biological process (GO): microtubule depolymerization; microtubule bundle formation
Cellular component (GO): microtubule plus-end
Source: RefSeq, a predicted model, not a curated record